UGCACCUAUAUAAAAAUUAUCAUCAGAUUGCCAGAUCAAAUAGACAUUGCUGGCAUUUCUAAAUAUCCACAAUUAACUGGAUUCAGCAAAUAUAUAUUAAGGCCUUCAUACAAUUUACUUUUUCUUUCACUUUCAUUUUAUUUCUUGCAUCUUUCAUUGUAGAAGGUAGUAUCGCUACAAUUAAUUUACAGUAGUAGCAUCUUCAAUCUAUUCCAUUGAUAUAAAUUCCAGUAUCUGUUCCCCAACCAAUGUCUGCACUAUUUCAUGCAAACUUGCCUCGCAUGGAGCUGUUGCUUGAAAAGCCCUCCACCACUCUCCUUAGUAAACCCAACAAAAACAUAAAGAGGUGGCGUAUGGCUUUUGCCACCAUCUAUUGCUCAAGGGCCUUCUGCUCUCACUUCAUAGAAGCUGUUGCGAAAAACAAGAGUAAGGUCUCCCCUGUUCCAUUUUCAAAUGUUGUCAUUGAUGUCGAAGUUCAGCCACAAUCUUACUUCUCUGAUAUUGAUCAGUCAAGCCUCACUAGGCUUGUCAAGGAAAAAAAUUUGGACAAUCUUGUUCAACUCGGCAUGGUUGAAGGUCUAGCUAAUACUCUCAAAACUGAAGUAGAAAACGGCAUACAUAGUGAUGCUGAAGACAUUCAACAUAGACACGAAGCUUUUGGCACAAACACGUAUCACAGGCCGCCCACAAAAGGUUUCUUCCAUUUUGUGUGGGAAGCUUUGAAAGAUCCCACCAUUCUCAUUCUCUUGGUCUGUGCUGCACUUUCCCUUGCUUUUGGCAUCAAAGAGCAUGGGCUAAAAGAAGGGUGGUACGACGGCGGAAGCAUAUUUGUGGCUGUCCUUCUUGUCAUCACUGUCUCAGCUGUAAGUAACUUCAAACAAAAUAGACAAUUCGACAAGUUGUCCCAAGUCAGCAACAACAUCCAAGUAGAAGUUCUGAGGAGCGGGCGGCGCCAACAGAUUUCAAUAUUUGAAAUUGUUGUUGGAGAUAUUGUUUGCUUGAAGACUGGAGAUCAAAUUCCUGCUGAUGGAUUGUUCAUAGACGGGCAUUCAUUGCAGGUGGAUGAAUCGAGCAUGACGGGGGAAAGUGAGCAUGUGGAAGUCAAUCGCAGUCAGAAUCCAUUCUUGUUUUCUGGCACCAAGGUGGCUGACGGGUAUGCUCGAAUGCUUGUCACUACAGUUGGCAUGAACACAACAUGGGGCGAGAUGAUGAGCACAAUCAGCCGUGAUUCUGAUGAGCAAACACCAUUACAAGCUCGGCUAAACAAGCUAACCUCAUCAAUAGGUAAGGUUGGUUUGGCUGUUGCUUUCCUCGUUCUUGUGGUGCUGUUAGUUCGGUACUUCACUGGAAACACACAAGAUGAGAAUGGAAAUACAGAGUUCAACGGUAGCAAGACUAAAACAGAUGAUGUGAUCAAUGCUGUGGUGAAAAUUAUCGCUGCUGCAGUCACAAUAGUAGUCGUCGCUAUUCCUGAAGGUUUGCCACUUGCAGUAACACUUACUCUAGCUUAUUCAAUGAAGAGAAUGAUGGCUGAUCAGGCUAUGGUUCGAAAGCUCCCUGCCUGUGAGACUAUGGGCUCUGCCACCGUCAUAUGUACAGACAAGACGGGCACCCUCACAUUGAACCAGAUGAAGGUGACAAAGUUUUGGCUAGGCCAAGAAUCUAUAGAAGAAAGGAGUUAUACUUCAAUUGCAGCCAACAUCCUGAAAUUCCUCCACCAAGGAGUUGGUCUGAACACUACUGGCAGCGUUUACAAGCCCCGUUCAGGGAUCGAAUUCGAAUUCUCUGGUAGCCCCACGGAGAAAGCAAUUCUUUCUUGGGCUGUCCUUGAAUUAAAUAUGGAAAUGGAGGAACUGAUGCAGAGUUGUACUGUUCUUCAUGUUGAACCUUUCAAUUCGGAAAAGAAAAGAAGCGGUGUGUUAAUGAGAAAGAAGGCUGACAACACAAUGAUUGUACACUGGAAAGGAGCUGCAGAGAUGAUACUGGCAAUGUGCUCACAUUUCUAUGAUCCCUCGGGAAACAUGAAAGCUCUGGAUGAUACUGAUAGGAGGAAAUUUGAUCAAAUAAUUGAAGGUAUGGCUGCUAGCAGUCUGCGAUGCAUCGCUUUUGCACACAAGGAAGUUCCAGAAGAAGAGCAUGAAAAUGGAAAAGCACACCAAAAGUUAAAAGAGAAUGAUUUGACCCUAUUGGGGCUUGUAGGUAUCAAGGAUCCAUGUCGACCUGGUGUGAAGAAAGCUGUAGAAGAUUGUCAGUACGCUCAAGUGAAAAUCAAAAUGAUCACCGGCGACAAUGCUUUCACUGCACGAGCCAUAGCCACUGAAUGUGGGAUACUCAAGCCUAAUCAUGAAAUGGAAGGCGUAGUGGUGGAAGGCGUUGAAUUCCGGAACUACACACCAGAGGAGCGCAUGGAGAAAGUUGAUAAAAUCUGCGUUAUGGCCAGAUCCACUCCUUUCGAUAAACUUCUAAUGGUGCAAUGCUUGAAACAAAAAGGCCAUGUGGUUGCAGUUACAGGUGACGGCACAAAUGAUGCACCGGCAUUGAAGGAAGCGGAUAUAGGUCUUUCAAUGGGGAUCCAGGGAACUGAAGUGGCCAAACAAAGUUCUGACAUUGUCAUUUUGGAUGAUAAUUUCGCUUCAGUCUCCACAGUUUUGAGGUGGGGAAGGUGUGUCUAUAACAACAUCCAGAAAUUCAUUCAGUUCCAGCUUACAGUGAAUAUUGCUGCACUUUUCAUCAACUUUGUGGCAGCAGUUUCAGCUGGCGAAGUUCCUCUAACUGCGGUUCAAUUGUUGUGGGUAAACUUGAUUAUGGACACAUUGGGUGCUCUUGCUCUUGCCACAGAGCAGCCCACGAAGGAACUCAUGGAGAAGCCACCAGUAGGUCGUACGGAGCCCCUUAUCACCAACAUAAUGUGGAGGAACUUAUCAGCUCAAGCUCUGUAUCAAAUAGCCGUUCUCUUGAUCUUACAGUUCAGGGGUGAAUCAAUCUUCGGAGUGACUGAGAAGGUAAAUGACACCCUGAUUUUCAAUACUUUUGUGCUUUGCCAAGUUUUCAAUGAAUUCAAUGCAAGGAAGCUUGAGAAGAAGAAUGUCUUUGAGGGAAUACACAAGAACAAAUUGUUUUUAGGGAUCAUCGGGAUUACCAUAGUUCUUCAGGUGGUGAUGGUGGAAGCUCUGAAGAAGUUUGCAGGUACGGAGAGGUUAGAUUGGGGCCAAUGGGGUGCAUGCACUGGAAUUGCUUCCAUUUCCUGGCCAAUUGGUUGGCUUGUCAAAAGCAUACCUGUUCCGGAGAAACCAUUAUUCAGCUAUCUCAAGUGGCAAAACUUAUUGCGUAUAAAGUAAUAAUUAGUUAUGAAUUGAGACUUUGAUUCUUUAUAGCCAACUGGUUGGCUUGUCAACUGGUAUGUGUAUAUAAAGCUUUAAUCAAUUAUGUAUUGAGUUGAUUAUUUGUAGUGCUAGUUUUACCUAAUAUUUAAUUUGUUGUUCGAUUUA
This is a messenger RNA of Cornus florida, 3488 nucleotides long. RefSeq names its product putative calcium-transporting ATPase 13, plasma membrane-type. The coding region runs from base 249 to 3338 and encodes 1029 amino acids. Gene Ontology annotation, biological process: calcium ion transmembrane transport. Lineage: Eukaryota; Viridiplantae; Streptophyta; Magnoliopsida; Cornales; Cornaceae. Gene Ontology annotation, molecular function: P-type calcium transporter activity; ATP hydrolysis activity; ATP binding. The record is from RefSeq and is a predicted model, not a curated record. The transcript has a single exon. Gene Ontology annotation, cellular component: intracellular membrane-bounded organelle; membrane.